AUGUCAAAUUCGCACGAUGCUGACAAACAUAUUCGAGUAGCGUUAAUAUCAGAUUUCUUUUGUCCGAAUGCUGGAGGUAUUGAGACUCACAUUUAUUUUCUGGCGCAAGGCCUUCUAAAGUUUGGUUAUUACGUAAUUGUUAUAACCCAUGCCUAUGGCGAUAGAAUCGGAAUUCGAUAUCUUUCGAAUGGAUUGAAAGUUUAUUAUCUUCCAUUUAUUGUUGCAUAUAAUGGCUCUACUCUUCCCUCAAUUAUUGGCUCUUUAUAUUGGUUUAGGAAAAUAUUUCUUCGUGAACGCAUACAGUUAGUACAUGGUCAUUCGACAUUCUCAUCAAUGGCGCAUGAAGCGCUUUUUCAUGCUUGGUCCAUGGGUUUAAGGACAGUUUUUACCGAUCAUUCAUUAUUUGGCUUUGCAGACGCUUCAGCAAUACUUACAAACAAGCUUGUUUCAGAAUAUUCGCUCAUCAAUGUUGAUCGAAUUAUUUGUGUUUCAUACACAAGUAAGGAAAAUACCGUUCUACGUAGCAAAAUCGCUUCAUAUAAGGUUUCCGUAAUUCCGAAUGCUAUUGAUACAAAUUUGUUCACGCCUGACCCUCGUUUAUUUUAUAACAAUCCGACAACUGUUAUUGUAUUGUCUAGGCUUGUUUAUCGCAAGGGUGCUGACUUACUAAUCAAAGUAAUUCCGCGGGUUUGUGCAAUUCAUCCAUCGGUUCGGUUUAUUAUUGGUGGUGAUGGGCCAAAAAGAGUGGAUGUAGAAGAAAUGCGAGAGAAAUAUCAACUUUUUGAUCGAGUUACUUUACUUGGCACUUUGCCUCACGAUCGAGUCAGAGAUGUGUUGGUUCAAGGUCAGAUAUUCUUGAAUACGUCACUAACUGAAGCAUUUUGUAUGAGUAUUGUAGAAGCAGCAUCUUGCGGUUUACAUGUUGUUUCUACCAAUGUUGGAGGUAUACCUGAAGUAUUACCAGACAGUUUUAUUAUUACAGAUGAACCUUUCCCUGAUAAUUUAAUUAAUGCUUUGAUAAAAGCGAUCAGAAUGCGAGAAAAUGAUGAAUUAAUGGCCCCAGAUGUACGACAUUCGGCUGUUUGCCAAAUGUAUAAUUGGCCUGAUAUAGCAAGACGAACAGAAAUAGUAUAUACAUCCGCAAUGAACGAAGAAAAAUGUUUGUGGUCCGAAAGAAUAGCUCGUUAUUAUGAGCAUGGAAUUGGUUUCGGUAUACUGUAUAUAUGGGCUGCUGCCAUCAAUAAAAUUUUUUUAUUUAUACUGGAAUUUUUUCAGCCUUCUUAG
This is a messenger RNA of Dracunculus medinensis (Guinea worm), 1284 nucleotides long. The record is from the annotation of a GenBank genome assembly. NCBI's taxonomy places the organism in Eukaryota, Metazoa, Nematoda, Chromadorea, Rhabditida, Dracunculidae.